This is a messenger RNA of Spodoptera exigua (beet armyworm), 481 nucleotides long. The record is from the annotation of a GenBank genome assembly. NCBI's taxonomy places the organism in Eukaryota, Metazoa, Arthropoda, Insecta, Lepidoptera, Noctuidae.
AUUUCGUCUUCCGGGAGCCAUAUUUAAUUUAGCGCUUGCACGCUGUGGUCGUUCGUUUAGUUUCGUGACGCCAUAUUAGUUUCUUGUGGAGGCUGAUUGUGAAUAUACAUUAUAUUUGUGUACGUUGGUGAAGAUCUAAUAAAUAUAAACCAAGAUGAGUUACGGAAGGCCGCCGCCGCGUAUCGACGGCAUGGUGUCGUUGAAAGUGGACAAUCUUACGUACCGCACAACGCCUGAAGAUUUACGGCGUGUGUUCGAAAGAUGUGGUGAAGUUGGUGAUAUCUACAUACCCAGAGAUCGGUACACCAGAGAAAGCAGAGGAUUUGCUUUCGUCAGAUUCUACGAUCGUCGAGAUGCCGAAGAAGCUUUAGACUCGCUUGACGGGCGAAUGCUUGAUGGUAGGGAGCUCCGUGUUCAGAUGGCUCGUUAUGGACGUCCCUCCUCUCCAUACAGGAGCCGUUACGACCGUCGUCGCAGCUGA